Molecule: messenger RNA, 4932 nt
Organism: Serinus canaria (Common canary)
Lineage: Eukaryota; Metazoa; Chordata; Aves; Passeriformes; Fringillidae
Gene: ADAMTS3
Product: ADAM metallopeptidase with thrombospondin type 1 motif 3
Exons: 22
Coding region: 16-3600 (1194 amino acids)
Biological process (GO): extracellular matrix organization; proteolysis
Cellular component (GO): extracellular matrix
Molecular function (GO): metalloendopeptidase activity
Source: RefSeq, a predicted model, not a curated record
GGCGGCCGCCUCGGGAUGGUGCUCCUGCCCCUGUGGCUAGUGGCAGCCGCGCUCCUGGGGGCCCGCGCUGCGCCCGGCCGGCAGGCUGGUAAAGAACAGCAGAUCCAAAGAGAGCUGCGGCGGAGCAGAGCCCGGCCCUACGGCUUGGUGAUUCCCAUCAGCACGGCGGCCGAUGGCAGCUUCGUGUCCAACGUGCUGUCGGCCGGCCGCCAGCGGCGCUGGGCGCGCGAGGCGCCGCACGGCCCCCGCCUGCUCUACUUCAACGUCAGCGCCUUCGGCAGGGACUUCCACCUCCGCCUGAGGCCCAACGCCCGCCUGCUGGCUCCCGGCGCCGUGGUGGAGUGGUACGAGGACUCUGCGGAGGCCGGCGGCCAUGCUGGGAACGCCACUGGGAGCGGGAGCGCCGCGGAGCGCUUGUGGAAGAGAGAGCCCCUGUGGAGCGACUGUGCCUACGUGGGGGACAUCACGGACAUCCCCGGAGCUGCCGUGGCCAUCAGCAACUGUGACGGGCUGGCUGGAAUGAUAAGAACUGAUGAGGAUGAAUACUUCAUUGAGCCUUUGGAGAGAGGGAAGCAGAUGGAAGAGGAGAAGGGAAGAAUCCACAUGGUGUACAGGCGCUCGGCGGUAGCGCAGCAUCCCCCCGACGUGCUCCCCGAUGUGCACACAGGAGAGUCCCUCCUGGCUGGCCUGGGAGCGCUGAGUUCCCUGCACGGCCGCAUGGAGCAGCAGCUGAACGAGAGCCUGCGGCGCCGCCGCCACGCGGGAGACAACGACCACAACAUCGAGGUGCUGCUGGGGGUGGACGACUCUGUGGUGCGAUUCCACGGCAAGGAGCACGUCCAGAACUACCUCCUCACCCUCAUGAACAUCGUGAACGAAAUUUACCACGACGAGUCCCUGGGUGUUCACAUCAACGUCGUGCUGGUCCGAAUGAUCAUGUUGGGGUACGCCAAGUCCAUCAGCCUGAUCGAAAGGGGGAACCCCUCGCGCAGCCUGGAGAACGUGUGCCGCUGGGCCUAUCAGCAGCAGAGGCCGGACCCCAGCCACGCCGAGCACCACGACCAUGCCAUCUUCUUAACCAGGCAAGAUUUUGGGCCCGCUGGUAUGCAAGGAUAUGCUCCUGUGACGGGCAUGUGCCACCCGGUCCGGAGCUGCACCCUCAACCAUGAGGACGGGUUUUCAUCAGCCUUUGUUGUUGCUCAUGAGACUGGGCACGUGCUGGGCAUGGAGCACGAUGGGCAAGGGAACAGAUGUGGGGACGAGACGGCGAUGGGCAGUGUCAUGGCCCCCUUGGUGCAGGCCGCCUUCCACCGCUACCACUGGUCCCGCUGCAGCGGCCAGGAGCUCAGGAGAUACAUCCACUCUUAUGACUGUCUUCUUGAUGACCCCUUUGAGCACGACUGGCCCAAGCUUCCUGAGCUGCCAGGCAUCAACUAUUCCAUGGAUGAGCAGUGCCGUUUCGACUUCGGCGUGGGCUACAGGAUGUGCACAGCUUUCCGAACCUUCGAUCCGUGCAAGCAGCUGUGGUGCAGCCAUCCCGAUAACCCCUACUUCUGCAAGACCAAGAAGGGACCUCCCCUCGAUGGCACGGAGUGUGCCCCAGGAAAAUGGUGCUACAAGGGCCACUGCAUGUGGAAGAACACCAACCAGCUGAAGCAGGAUGGACACUGGGGAGCCUGGACCAAGUUUGGCUCCUGCUCACGGACCUGUGGAACUGGGGUUCGCUUCCGCACGCGCCAGUGCAACAACCCAAUGCCCAUCAAUGGAGGUGAUGAUUGUGCCGGGGUGAAUUUUGAGUUCCAGCUGUGCAGCACUGAGGAGUGUCCGAAGCACUUUGAGGACUUCAGGGCACAGCAGUGCCAGCAGCGCAAUUCCCACUUCGAGUUCCAGGGCAGCCGACACCACUGGCUGCCCUACGAGCACCCCGACCCUCCCAAGAGAUGUCACCUGUACUGCCAGUCCCGAGAAACAGGGGAUGUGGCUCACAUGAAGCAGCCGGUGCACGACGGGACUCGCUGCUCCUACAGGGAUCCCUACAGCAUCUGUGUCCGUGGGGAAUGCGUGAAAGUGGGCUGUGACAAGGAGAUUGGCUCCAGCAAGGCUGAGGACCAGUGCGGGGUCUGCGGCGGGGACGACUCCCACUGCCGGACCGUGAAGGGCACCUACACCCGCACUCCCAAAAAGCUUGGGUACCUUAAGAUGUUUGAUAUCCCUCCCGGGGCUCGACAUGUGUUUAUCCAAGAAGACGAGGCCUCUCCUCACUUUCUGGCAAUCAAGAACCAGGCUACAGGACACUAUAUCCUGAAUGGCAAAGGGGAGGAGGCCAGGUCCCGAUCCUUCAUCGACCUGGGCGUGCAGUGGGAGUACAGCAUCGAGGACAACACGGAAACGCUGCACACGGACGGGCCCCUGCACGAUGCCGUGGUGGUGCUGAUCAUUCCUCGGGAGAAUGACACCAGAUCCAGCCUGACCUACAGAUACAUCAUCCACGAGGAUUCGGUGCCCACCAUCCACAGCAACAACGUGCUGCGGGAGGACACGGACACCUUCGAGUGGGCCUUGAAGAGCUGGUCCCAGUGCUCCAAACCCUGCGGGGGAGGGUUCCAGUACACCAAGUACGGGUGCCGCAGGAAGAGCGACAACAAGAUGGUUCAUCGCAGCUUCUGCGAAGGCAGCAAGAAGCCAAAGCCCAUCCGCAGGAUGUGCAACCUGCAGGAGUGCACAGAGCCCCUCUGGGCAGCAGAUGAGUGGGAGCACUGCACCAAGACGUGUGGGAAUUCUGGCUACCAGCUCCGCACGGUGCGCUGCAUCCAGCCCCUUGCGGACGGCACCAACCGCUCGGUCCAGGCCAAGUUCUGCAGCGGGGAUCGCCCCGAGAGCCGGCGCUCCUGCAACCGGGCACCCUGCCCCGCGCCCUGGAAAGCCGGGCCCUGGUCCCAGUGCUCGGUGACGUGCGGGGAGGGGACGGAGAGCCGGCAGGUGCUGUGCCGCGCCGGGGACCGCUGCGACGGGGAACGGCCAGAAUCCGUGAGGCCUUGCAAACUCGCUGCCUGUGAAGAUGAGCCCUGCCUGGGAGACAAGUCCAUCUUCUGCCAGAUGGAAGUGCUGGCCCGAUACUGCUCCAUCCCUGGCUACCACAAGCUGUGCUGCGAGUCGUGCAGCCGGCGAAGCAGCAGCUUCCCACCGCCCGGCGGGGCUGGCGCCGAGGGGGACGCAGCGCUGGAUGCGGGCGGCCUGCCCAGGGCUCCGACGGUGCCCACGCCUGCGGUGCCCGCCCGGGCGCAGCUGGUGCCCGGGAGCAGCUCUCCGAGCCGGCUGCCUUUGGAAGCGCAGCAGGCCGAGCGGCGCAGCCCGCCGUCCAGCCCCGAGCCCCGGGGCGCCAGCGUUCCGCACUGGAGAGCUCCCGCGGCCGGCAAGACUUCACGGCUGCUGGCUUCCCUGCGCCAGCCCCCUGCCAACAGCAGCAGCCUCAGCUCGGGUAGCGCCCCGGCCCUGCCCCCGGUGCCAGCGGGGGCCCCUGCACCAGCCAGGACCUCCGGGAAGGGCGAGGGGCGCCCAGGGAAGCGAUGGCCUCCCAGGGCCGCCCCUGUGGAACGAUGAGCGGGAAGGCCUGUGCAGGACAGCCGUGGAAAGGGGCUGCUUGGCACUCUGUGUGACUCCCUGACCUCUGGAUGCUGCAGAGCGCGCUGCGUGCCCCGGGCAGGGCACUGCGGGGCACGGGUCGUCCCCUGUAAAUACAAAGGACAAGAAGUGCUGGUUCACUUUCUGGUGCUCCCGGCCACCUCCCACCCCUCCUUCCCUGGCCGGCUGGAACACGCAGAGGAGAUUCUAAAGGAACCUUCCUGGCAGUGAGUGGGAGUUGCUGAGGGCUCCAUCCAGCUCUGGGCCCAAAAGUUAGCCCUAACCGCAGCAGCCCUGUGCUUCUGGGCUCUGAACACCCCCAUGGUAGGAAAUGCCCCACUGCAGGCAGCACCAGCCAUGGACACUCGGUGAAACACAGACCGAAUGAACCCUCAGGACUCGUGUCUCCCUGGAAACAGAUGUCGUUGCAGGAGCACCGCUGCAGCUGUUGGCUAAAUGCAGGAAAGCAGCAUUAUUGUGAGAGUUCUGUGCUGUCCCACGACUCUUUUCCUGUGUCGUUCCAGUGCCAGGUGCUGGCCAUCAAGUUCUGCCCUAUGAGCAUUCCAAAGGCUGGUGUUUAAAGCAGUUUCAAGGUGGAUUUCAAGGUGUGAGAGAUAUUUAUAUUUCCAGCAUGGAUCAGCUCCAGACCUCCCUGCCCACGGCGCAUCUGACUGCAAUAAAUAAUUUAUGUCCACCCCCACCUUGUCCCAGCCCAGCCGGCCACGCUGUCCCUGGCACGGCGCUGUAAAGUACUUGUGUAUAGGAGUGAGAACUGCAGAUAUUUAUUAAAAAUGGGUUUCUUGACAGUAGUUUGUGUACGAAAUAUUUACACUGAGGGCAGGUGACUCUUCCUUUUGCCAAGAUCAGAUCAGGAGAUGGAAUUAGAUGCUGUGUCAUAUGGAUAUUGAAGCUGCUCCACUGCUGAUCUUAUUCUUUAAAAAAGGUUUUUUAUCACAGGUCUCUCCUGUCUCUCAGUGGCCAUCGAGGUCUCAUGUGCAAUUGCUGCUCCCCUGUAAGAAGUGCCCAGGAUGGAGCCAUUUAAAGCUGUGAGGGGAUCUGGCCCCAAAGAUCCAAUUCUGGCAACAUCCUGGGGCCCUGUGGGGUCCCUGGGGGAAAUAAGGGUGGCACUGGCCAGCAGCAGAGGCUUCGGGCGUGACAAUAAAACAAACCUUGGGCAUCCCCAGGCUUUCCCUGCUUUCACUCACGUGGCAGCAUCUGGUUUUGGCAUUUCUGUUUCGUCUUCUUUUAGCCAUUUCCAUCCCGGGCAGGACCUUCCCCGACUGGAAAUAAAGACUAAAUAUUUUAACGGGA